GGGCGGGAGCAGCUGAAGGUCCGCUCGGGAGCCGGGGCUGUCCUCUCGCGCGCGGCGCUGGCCGGGGCGGCGGCGGCGAAGGAGGAGGAAGGCGGCGGUGGCGGCGGCGAAAGCAGAGGGGAGGACGGGGGCGGCGUCGGACUGGAGCCGAUCGGCGGCGCUAAGUGCCCGGGGCGCUGUCGUGCGCUCGCCCGCCGGGCCCCCACCCCCGAGCUACACCCUGCGGUGCCCAGCUCUGCCCGCAUCCGUGCCCCCGCGGGGAGCGCGCCGGGGCUGCCCCCCGAAUGACGGGCGGAAGGUUCGACUUCGACGAUGGCGGCACCUACUGCGGCGGCUGGGAGGAGGGCAAGGCGCACGGGCAUGGCAUCUGCACGGGGCCCAAGGGCCAGGGCGAGUACUCGGGCUCCUGGUCGCACGGCUUCGAGGUGGUCGGAGGCUACACCUGGCCCAGCGGCAACACCUACCAGGGCUACUGGGCGCAGGGCAAGCGGCACGGGCUGGGGGUGGAGACGAAGGGCAAGUGGAUGUACCGAGGGGAGUGGUCACAUGGUUUCAAGGGGCGCUACGGGGUCCGGCAGAGCCUGUGCACCCCUGCCCGCUACGAGGGUACCUGGAGUAACGGGCUGCAGGACGGGUACGGCGUGGAGACCUACGGGGAUGGAGGUACCUACCAGGGCCAGUGGGCCGGCGGCAUGCGGCACGGCUACGGCGUGCGCCAGAGCGUGCCCUAUGGCAUGGCCACGGUGAUCCGCUCGCCCCUGCGCACCUCGCUGGCCUCGCUGCGCAGCGAGCAGAGCAACGGCAGUGUGCUCCACGACGCGGCGGCGGCCGCCGACAGCCCCGCGGGCACGCGUGGCGGCUUCGUGCUCAACUUCCAAGCCGACGCUGAGCUCGCGGGCAAGAAGAAGGGCGGCCUCUUCCGCCGGGGCUCCCUCCUGGGAAGCAUGAAAAUCCGCAAGUCCGAAUCCAAGUCUUCCAUCUCCAGCAAGCGCAGCUCCGUCCGCAGCGACGCGGCCAUGAGCAGAAUUAGCUCCAGCGACGCCAACUCCACCAUCAGCUUCGGCGACGUCGACUGUGAUUUUUGCCCCGUGGAGGACCACGUGGACGCCACCACCACGGAAACCUACAUGGGCGAGUGGAAGAAUGACAAGCGCAACGGUUUCGGCAUCAGCGAGCGCUCCAACGGCAUGAAGUACGAAGGCGAGUGGGCAAACAACAAGAGGCAUGGGUACGGCUGCACCGUGUUUCCCGACGGCUCGAAAGAAGAGGGAAAAUACAAAAAUAAUAUUCUGGUCCGUGGAAUAAGGAAGCAACUGAUACCAAUAAGAAACACAAAAACUAGGGAGAAGGUGGACAGAGCAAUCGAAGGCGCACAGAGGGCAGCUGCCAUGGCGAGAACCAAAGUGGAAAUAGCCAAUUCGAGGACCGCGCACGCCAGAGCGAAAGCUGACGCCGCGGACCAGGCUGCGCUGGCUGCCCGCCAGGAGAGCGACAUCGCGAGAGCUGUGGCCAGGGAGCUGUCGCCGGACUUCUACCAACCAGGCCCAGAUUAUAUCAAACAGAGAUUUCAGGAAGGUGUAGAUGCUAAAGAAAAUCCAGAAGAAAAGGUACCAGAGAAGCCUCCUACACCAAAGGAAUCUCCUCAUUUUUAUCGCAAAGGCACCACACCCCCAGGGUCUCCUGAGGCAAGUCCCAAACAAAGCCACUCUCCCGAGCCUUCCCCAAAGCCUCUGAGGAAGCAGAACCCCAGCUCAGGGGCCAGACUCAACCGAGACAAAAGGAGUGUGGCUGAUGAGCAGGUGACAGCCACCGUCAACAAGCCCUUGCUGUCCAAAGCUCCCUCGAAGGAGGUGGGAGCACCCCAGUCCAAGUACUCUGGCCGCCACCACGUCCCCAACCCCAGUAACGGGGAGCUGCACUCGCAGUACCACGGCUACUACGUGAAACUGAACGCCUCCAAGCACCGUCCGCAAGACAGGGAGGAAGACGAAGGCUCCAGCCAAUCCUCCUCCGCACUGGUGCACAAGCCGUCACCCAACAAGUGGAGUGCCCCUAAAUCUGGGACAAAACCAGUUGCCAAAGAAAGCAAAGCUGAGCCAAAAGCUAAGAAGUCCGAACUUGCUAUACCAAAGAAUCCAGCAAGCCACGAUUCGUGCCCUUCUUUGGAAAAAGAAGCCAAUUCAGGCCCUAACUCAGUCAUGAUUGUUCUUGUCAUGCUGUUGAAUAUCGGGUUGGCCAUCCUUUUUGUUCACUUUCUAACUUGAUUGGAAUUAGGAAAGUGAAGUCAUGACAACUAGUGGUAUUAGCCCACAGUUCUCUGCAGUGGUGCAGUGGUGCAGUGGUGUCAUCAGCCUUUUAAAUGGCACACCCCAAUCAGACUCAGACACAGGGAAGGAGGCUUGGAAUUAGGAUGGGAUCGCAAGAGAGAUGAAACUUGGAAAAUACAGCCAGAGGACCUGUUCGGUUCCCCUGGGAGUGCUUGGUGGCAUUGGGGUCCUCUGGGAGCUGAAGCAAGCAGCCAUGACGGAGAGCAAAACUUAAUAAUCAUUCUCUUUUAAAAUCUGCUGAAGCAGCCCCAUCCGGCAAAGUCCUUGGCAUUGGUUACUCCAUCUGUCCUAGCAGAGUGUGACUAAACUGGAAAUGUAUGGAGCUGCAUUUUUUUUUUUUUUGAUGGAAGUCAACAGCUGCCUUACUAUUUUACCAUCUGACGUUUUUAGUAGGGAGCUGGGGAAACAAACGACGGCCUGAGGAAUGCAGCCGGAGCAGAGGAAUGCAUUGCUGCGGCCGUGCUUCCAGCAUUCACUCCUGUCUCAUUAGAAGAAAUAGGUUCAGCAUCACUCACUCACCAGUCUUAUGCCAUGACCUGCUGCUUUAACAUCUCCCGGAAUGUUCUGGGAGAGAACCUUUUGUUUGCUUGUGCACGACUGUGUUCCUUUUUUGCCGUUUAUUGAAAUGCGAUGUAUAGUCACCUUCGACGUGCGUUCCGGGCCGGAGGAAACACACGUGUCGCAUCUCAAGGAAAAGAAACAACAAAAUUCUAGAGAAAAAAAUGUGUUGAUUUUGAGAGCAAUACAUCAUUUUUCAUGUCGUUUAGUCUUCCGAAACAUUUUGUAACAGGCUAUUUAUCUUUAAAAUUGAGCGAUUUGAAAGCAUUAUACAGUCCUAAGAAGUCAUUUAAUUUUAAAUAUUUUUAACAUUACUAAGAUGAAUUAUUUAUGCACUUAGGAGGUGCUAAAUAUGAAAAGCUGAAAGACAACCGAAUUCUAUGAAGUAGAGUCAAAAUGUUGCAUGGAUUGCAGUAAUCGGUGUCCAACGGAUUCAGUUUCAUUGCUGACGUACUUUACAACCAAAUAAAAUCUUGUCAGUGCUAUGUUAAUUCCCCUGAAAGUUAAGCAAGAUGCUAUUAAUAACUGCUCUUCUCUUUCUUUUUUUUUCCAACUUAAAAUUUUCGUUGAAUACAUUCAGGUAGAGCUUUGUGAAAUGACUGCUUUGUGUUUUUUCAGUCCUUUUGUAAUUUUAUUUCACGUUUUAAAGGCUUAGACAUUUCUGUUUAAAUACUUGUCUUUUGCAGUCCUUUGUUAUUCUGACAUACUCUGAUUUUUUUCCCCCUGUUUUCUAAUGUAUCCUUUAUUACUCAGAAGCAUGCUUACUUCGAGAAACUACAUGGUCUUUCUAAAAGUAAUUAUUUAAAAAGAAAUCGGGGAGGAAAGGUUUCGGUUAAAUCUCUAUGAAACAUUACAUUGUGGAGAGGGAGCUAUUCCUAAAUACUUUCAUGACCUACACGACUUAAUCAGAUUCUUUUUACCUUACUUGCUACCUUUUCACUGCAGAAGAGAUGGUCAGGUGUUAGCACAGGUGUGGGCUGAAUGUCAGAGCCCGGUGGCAUUUUCUGCAGAAGUACAAUACGUUAAGACUCCUGGGUGUGACCAAUGUGGAAUAAAGAAGAAAGCAGAAAGAGAGCACAUGAAAAUUACAACUUGUAUAUUUAUUUAUUUUUUACAUUUUGCUUUGACUUUUAAAUUUAGGAAGUACGUUUUUACCUAAGAAACGUUGAAGUUCCUGUGUCAGUCUCAAUACUCACUUCUCCUUCCUGACCCCAUAGCUCUUGAUGCUGGAAAGCUGAUUUUUUUUUUUAAAUAUUUAAUCUUAAGUGUUUAUUUAAAAUGUGUAAUGCUUUGGAAUAAUGGGUAACAGAUAACUAAAGGAUAUGUUUAUACAGUGAGCAUGUUGGUUCCAUUUAUAAAUAUAUGUAUGAUUUAUAAGCUUUUUUAAAACAAAGCUCAAAUUGUUGGUAUUUUUCUAAAAUGUGCACAGCUGUAUUUUACAUGAAAGGCUCUUUCUAAUGGGUUGUUAUACUGUACUCUACAUUUUGGACAGCACAUGAGGUCUGCCGAUGUCCUUAAUAAAACAUGACUUUAUUUAAAGUUUCUUGCUGUGAAAAAGAACUCCCUACCCAUGAGUUCCUUUAUUUAUAAUCCUUGAAACCAAAAUGUAUAAUGUACAGUUUUCACAACUGUAUCUGCUCUAAUAAUAAAAAGUUGGUUAUU
Messenger RNA from Rhinolophus ferrumequinum (greater horseshoe bat), 4547 nucleotides. RefSeq names its product junctophilin 1 (gene JPH1). Lineage: Eukaryota; Metazoa; Chordata; Mammalia; Chiroptera; Rhinolophidae. Gene Ontology annotation, cellular component: endoplasmic reticulum membrane; junctional membrane complex; plasma membrane. The coding region runs from base 285 to 2264 and encodes 659 amino acids. The record is from RefSeq and is a predicted model, not a curated record. The transcript has 6 exons.